GGAGCCGGGCCCGGCCGUGUAGGCGGCAGGUUAUAUCAGCGCUGCGGCCGGCAGGGCCGGUAGUGACCGGCGGGCGGCGCGCACCGAGGGCCGCUCCGCCCUCUGUCCACCCGGUCACUCCGACGGCGCAACGUGCGCUCCUCCGCUCUGAGAGUCCAUCGGAGUCCGCGGACUCAGCCGGGCGACUGAGCGUGCUGUGGGACUCUGUGUGAUUCGGUGAAGAUUGUUAAAAGUGCGUCAGUGCGGAUUUGCUGAAAAUUGCGGUUCUCAGUGAUUGAGCUGGACUCCAAAGGACCGUUUUCGUGGAGAUUUUGUUGUGACUGAACAAGUCGUCACCAAUCAUCUAAACCAAAGAUGCGAUUACGGCAGCUGGCGUGUCUGCUGGCGCUGUCGGCGGCGGUGGGCGGCUCGCCCGCGCCGUCCGCCGCCCCCGCCCCCGCCCCCGCCCCCGCCCCGGGCCGGUGGCGGUUCGAUGAGGCGGUAGCCGGCGGCGGCACGCGGCAGGCGCGGCGGAUCGCCCCUCCGUCGUCCGAUUCCGUAAACAUCCUCCGGCCGGCGCCUGAGACGACCACCACACCGGCGCCGCGCGUCACCAAGAAACUGGUGACGCUCGCGCCGGGAGGAAAUAGCAUCCAGGACAUCCUCUUCAACAACGGCUACCGCGACAGUCCGGCAGACGCCGAGCCGGCCGUCAACAACAUCGACGACGAGAGGAACUUGGACGGCCUGGCGCGGAAGGACGUGUGGCUGCUGGACGGAAACCUGCUCGUGCUGAAGGGCGGCGCCUUCUCCGGCGGGUUCACAGACACGGAGCCGCUGGACGACUACCAGGCGCCGUACCGACAGCCCAAGUUCCCGCCGCUCGAGUUCCUGGGUGUUGACGAGCUGCCGCCGGACCUGCUGGCCGCCUGGCAGUUUGGGUUCCCCGGCCUGGACGGCCUGUUCGAGGCCCGGCCGCCGGCGCUGGGUCCGGAGGGCACUCGGGGGUACUCCCCGUACGGCCGGCCCGAGUCGCGGCUGGAGGAGCCGGAGUCGGUGGCCGGGCCGCACUCCAACGUCGGAGCGCAGCCGUACGACGGAGGGGAGCCGUACCCGCCGGGUCAGCCGCAUACCGACUCACAGCCGUAUGUAGACGAAAAACCCUACACCUACGAACAGCCGUAUGUUGAUGGAACACCGUACACCAGCGCGGAGCCGUACACGGAUGAAAACCCUUACACCAGCGCGGAGCCAUACCCGGAGGAAACCCCCUACACCAGCGCGGAGCCAUACUCCGACGGAAAACCCUACACCAGUGACGAGCCGUAUGUCGACAUCCAGAAAUACAAGGACGGUCAAUCAUACGCCGAGGUCCCCUACACAGACAGUGGGCUUCACGAGGGCGAAAAACCCUACGAAGAGCCAAGUGAACCUGUAAACCCGGAGUUGAUGAAGGGCUACAGCCCUCUGGGCCGACCCGAGCCGCGGCCAGACAGUCUCUACGAGACGCCCAGGAUCGAAUCGCUCCCGGAGUCCCAGAUCCGGAUAUCGCCGGAGGGUCGGCCCGGGUUCGGUCCGGAGUCCACACCACAGCCCAUCCAGCCACAGAACGGGCAGAGCUACGGCGUGCGACGGCACACGGCUGUCGGGGGCGGCGGGAGGGUGCGGUUCCCAGACGAGCCCUUAGAGGCCGCCCAGCCGCCGUCCUCCGAGGCAGCCCGGAUCGGUGCCACGCGCACACGGACGUACUCGGUACGCACGAGCUACUCGAGUACGUCAUCGCAGUCAUCUACCUCUGUGCGGGGGCAUAACGCGCGAUACCUACCCCCGCCGGGCAGUCAGCGCGGCCCCAGUCCCCGCUGAGACCGGCACGGGACCUGAGAGAACCUCGUGAAUUAGCACGGGCAGGACCAAACGAGUCGGGCAGCUUGUCAAGAGCGUUCGACAGACUCAGUCAUUUGCCACGCUCGGCUGGAGCCUGGAAGUAGUAUGGAUCGGUGUGCGCCGUUCUCACCAACUCUGGCGAAAAGGAGUCUGUUCACCUGUUAUUGCCCGCAUCGCACGGGAGCACUAACCCACUCGGCACAGUCCAGUUACAAGCCGUCCACUCUGGCGCUGUCGACCUGUCAGUGCCGUCCCGUGGUGACCUGACCCUGCUCAAGUUUGCCGUCCAGCCCCGUCCUGAGCGGUGCGUUCGGCUCACCCGCGCCAUCGGACCGGUGAUCUCAGCCAGCCGGGUAGUGAGUCAGUGACCAGCACCCCGUGAGCUCGUGAGGGCGGGCACAGUCGCCGCGCCGUCCGGCCACUGCUACAGGGUCUGCGGGCGGUCCCAGCGACCUCUGAAUGCCCCGACUGCGCGCUCGUUCGGCCGCUAUACAAGGCAUUGCUGCUGUCACAAUAUUGUUGUUGUAUGUAUGUUUGUAUGUUUGUACAAUGUGGCACUGUAAAUAGGCACUUGUUACUCAUCGUGCAUAAAGUUGUGUCUUGUAUCGAAUAAAUAAUCGUGUUUAU
Amphibalanus amphitrite is the source of this 2490-nucleotide messenger RNA. RefSeq lists its product as uncharacterized. The transcript is spliced from 2 exons. NCBI's taxonomy places the organism in Eukaryota, Metazoa, Arthropoda, Thecostraca, Balanomorpha, Balanidae. The record is from RefSeq and is a predicted model, not a curated record. Bases 355 to 1842 code for a protein of 495 amino acids.